AUGGCGGACCAAGUGGAGCUCAUGAGGUUACUCUUUACCCGUCUCGAUAUCGAUGUCAACGCCCCCAUUGAUAGUCUUUGGAGAGAGCGAAACGCGCUACAACUUGCACCCAAGGGUCAUUCUCACGACAUGUUCGUACUCUACCUGGAUCAUCCGCAGAUCGAUGUCAAUUCGCAAACGAAUGGAGCGAGUGCCUUGCACUUCGCAGUGCAGCACAACUCAAUGUUUGAGCUUUUGCUUCAGCAUGGCGCUCCUGGAAAGUCUACGCAAUGGGACACAACAAUCGCAGAUACGAGUUUCGAUGCGAACAGCUGCUGCAACUCAAAACGCGAAGUGGUACCACCACAGAUCAAUUCCGAAGCGGAUCACUCCAACAUGGUGCACACGGCAGAGACAACAUAUGAGGACAAACCUGAUGACGAAGACAUGUCAAUCGACGGCGAUUUGGAGUAG
Messenger RNA from Parastagonospora nodorum SN15, 453 nucleotides. RefSeq lists its product as hypothetical. The transcript has 2 exons. NCBI's taxonomy places the organism in Eukaryota, Fungi, Ascomycota, Dothideomycetes, Pleosporales, Phaeosphaeriaceae. Bases 1 to 453 code for a protein of 150 amino acids. The record is from RefSeq and is a predicted model, not a curated record. Gene Ontology annotation, molecular function: protein binding.